This is a messenger RNA of Paramecium tetraurelia, 951 nucleotides long. RefSeq lists its product as uncharacterized. Gene Ontology annotation, molecular function: GTPase activator activity. The transcript has 2 exons. Gene Ontology annotation, biological process: activation of GTPase activity. Lineage: Eukaryota; Ciliophora; Oligohymenophorea; Peniculida; Parameciidae. The record is from RefSeq and is a predicted model, not a curated record.
AUGUAAUAAUAUUCACCGCGAGCAAUUGUUUGGAUGACAUAUCUAAACUAUUUGCCACAAGAUUAAGCUCAAUAAUUGCCAUUCCUUAAAAAAUAAUAGCAACUCUACAAUUCUUAUCUGGAUGAACUCAUUAAAAAGGAACAUUUAGAGAUUUUCACUAUUUUGAACAAUAUAGACUCUGAUCAGAAUUCUCUCAGUUUUAAUGAAUUUUUGAACAUAAAGACCCAAGUCGUCAAUUCAUGUAUGGAUUUUCAUGAAUAUAAUGAAAAUGAGCAACUAUAUGAAUUGAUCGAAAAAGAUGUUCCUCGAACUUUACCAAAACAAUCUAUCCUGAAGGAACAAACCAAUGCCAAGUUCUCUUAAUAUUUUUUCACUGACUAAUAUAAAAGGAGAAAACAACAAAAUGACACUAAUCCAACCCAUGCAGAUAUCCUCAUGCGAAUUUUAUAUAUUUAUGGCAAACUUAAUCCAGCUAUUAAAUAUAUGUAAGGAAUGAGUGAUCUGCUUGCUCCUUUGUAUUUGAUAAUCAAAAAUGAAACAGACACAUUCUUUUGUUUUACUAAAAUUAUGGCUCAAAUUAAAGAUGCAUAUAUUUCCACUCUAGAUUUUACAAACACUGGAAUCAGAGGGCUCUUACUCAAAUUUGAAAAAUAAUUCCAAUAAAAAGAGCCAAAGUUAUAUAGCUAUUUGCAUAGCCUUGGUAUUCAUCCUUAUAUGUAUGGAUACAGAUGGAUUAUAACUUGCAUGACACGUGAGUUCUAUCUUGAUUAAAUCUAUUAGAUUUGGGAUCUAAUGUUACAUGAUCGCAAUAUCCAUGAUUUCAUUAUCAAAUUUGCCAUUUCCAUUCUUAAAUAUUUGAAACCCUAGUUAAUUGAAGCUGAUUUUAAAUUGGCUUUUGAUAUUUUGAUAUACAGUGAAAAAGAUGUCAAUCAAAUUCUCAAUUUUAUGUGA